This is a messenger RNA of Corticium candelabrum, 1705 nucleotides long. RefSeq lists its product as uncharacterized. The transcript has 4 exons. The coding region runs from base 445 to 1185 and encodes 246 amino acids. Lineage: Eukaryota; Metazoa; Porifera; Homoscleromorpha; Homosclerophorida; Plakinidae. The record is from RefSeq and is a predicted model, not a curated record.
CAAGUUUUUGAAGUCGUUUAGUAUCAUAAACAUUUGUGAUGACUAAUAAAUUCUUGACUUCAAGGCACUGAUUGUGAAGCACUGCAAAAAGAACAAUAUAUUGUGCACCUUGAAAAACUAAGCGAUAUCAGUGGAGUUGUAGAAGCUCUUGUUGGGAUACGAAAAUAUAUAGUGUGGAUCGGUCUGUGUGGACUUGUAAUAAACAAGGAAGCUGUUCGGAAGUGUGGCCAACAUUCUCCUAUAGUGAUCUUUGAAGAGGACAGCAAAUUGACCACGCCCCCACCGAACAAACUACAGCCAUGUUCGAACAUCGGACAUAUCACUGCGUACCCUCUAGCAGCAGUUAACACCACCGACGGUGACGUUGAAAUCGUUAUCAACUACGGAACAACGCCUUGCUGUUAUAAGAAAACAAAUUUGACAUCUGCGAACGUGACACUUGUCAUGAGAAAAAAUGACUGUCAUGAACAAUCAUUCAAAGCUACAGUGACGGCAGGAAACAUUGAUAUGCUAAAAAAUUGUUUGCAGUCAAAUAAUCAUUUGGAACUUGAAGCUGAGACCUCAGCCCUUUGUGAUUGGAACAUAGAAUGGCGUCUCUCUGUAACAGAAUCUAGGGUUCCCUGCAAGAAUUACAGAAAUUACCAAGUCUUAUGUACAAUCGAACUCAAAAGGGAACUCGAUGGUAAAAGUGUAUCACCUUCCGUCCAUUACCAAGAAAGGCUUCAUCUAGCUAUAAAGUACUCUGGCGGACAUGUAACUCAUACGGCAUUAUCCAACGUGGCGAUUUGUGAUUCUAACGGGACAUGCCAGUUCACUAUAAACUCCUCCAAUGUCUGUAACAUAGGCGUGACGUAUAUAAAUCCGUGGAGUAAUUCCACACACUUGAAAAUUGAUGGCAAAAAUCUAUUUGUUGUCGAUUCGUGCAAACAUUCUCAUGUGAAAAUAAUAGUUCUGUCAAGUGCAGGUGGAGCGAUAGUCAUCAUCAUCAUCAUCAUCAUCCUAGUCAUAAUACGACUAAAAGCGAAACAAGCCAAUGAGGAAAACGGUGCUCCUUGUCGAUACGGUUCUAUAAAUGCCUCCGACAGUGUAGUUAUCAUGGGAAAUCAUAACAAAAUCGAAAUAAAUGAAGAACACGUGUACUCGGACGGUAUGCAAUCACCAACAGGUAUGCUAUUGAGAGUAUAGUACGUUUCAACAUACAUUAUAUUUAUUUUGACGUUAACGCCAUGCACCGUAGCUCAAUUCUGCAAGUGAUCAUCGCUUAGAAUGUCUUAUAAGUAUUGAAAGCUUGACCAUAGAAUAAUUUUUAAUUGCUUAUUACUUACCCGCACAAAAUUAAUUACUUACAGGCACAAAAUUAAUAAAUUAAAAUAUAAUUAAUACUUAUAAUUACAUAUUUUAAUUAAUACUUAUAGUAAUAAUUUAUAAUAAUAAAUUUAUAAUAAUUUAUGGAACAAAAUUAAAAAUAAUAAAAGUUGAUGUCACCUAAUGUAUCCAACUGUUUAGAAACCUAGCCACCGUCGCGAAUUUCUUGAGAACACUGAACAGGACUCCGAUAAAACCGGCUAACGUUUGCUACCUUAUAAGAGUAGCAAACGUCAGUUGAUGCAACUUGUGAUAGAAUAUAAAUUACUGUGACUCUUGAAGUAAGAAAAAUGCCUAAAACAUUGCAGAAAUAAAAUAUUUAGCGUCCAAUAUAUAUACC